AUGAAAACUUUGGAUAAGGCUCAGUUAUGGAAGGUCCUCACGGAUAAAAUUUCAGUCAUGGGAAAUGACAAGAUAGUAGUGGUUGGUGACUUCAACGCCCUACUAGAUUUGGAAGAGAAACAGGGUGGUCUGAGAAUGCCAAAUAAGGUGAUGGAAGACUUUAGAGAUUUUGUCAAUCAGAAUCACUUAAUGGAUGUGACUCCCAAGAACGGGACCUUCACAUGGACCAACCGACGAGCAAACUUUGCUCAUAUAUCAGAGCGGCUGGAUAGGCAUUUCAUUGGAGAAGCUUGGUUGGAGUCAUCCUUUCAGGUAGAAGCCUUCAUUCUUCCAAUCUCCGUGUCUGAUCACUUCCCUGUAGAACUAAAAUUGAGCGAGGCCCCAAUAAAAGGAAGAAUGUCAAAUGAUUCAUACCAUAGAGAAGUUGCACUCAAACAGGAAUUGGCAGAAAUUCUUUUGAGAGAAGAAUGCUUUUGGAGAGACAAAUCAAGGGAGCUUUGGAUCAGAGAGGGCAAUGCAAACAUGAAGUUCUUUCAUGCAUCGGUAAAAGGAAAUAGGAUCAAGAACAGAAUUUCGGAGAUUGCAGACCAAGAUGGUAACAGACACUCUACCCCAGAUGCCAUCGAGGAAGUAGCUAUCACCUUUUUCAGAAAUUUGCUUGGGGAAGCGGGGGAAAAAACUCUCAUUAUUUAUUGA
This is a messenger RNA of Cryptomeria japonica (Japanese cedar), 696 nucleotides long. RefSeq lists its product as uncharacterized. The coding region runs from base 1 to 696 and encodes 231 amino acids. Lineage: Eukaryota; Viridiplantae; Streptophyta; Pinopsida; Cupressales; Cupressaceae. The transcript is spliced from 2 exons. The record is from RefSeq and is a predicted model, not a curated record.